This is a messenger RNA of Belonocnema kinseyi, 5608 nucleotides long. Its product is annotated as brain tumor protein-like. The transcript is spliced from 10 exons. The record is from RefSeq and is a predicted model, not a curated record. NCBI's taxonomy places the organism in Eukaryota, Metazoa, Arthropoda, Insecta, Hymenoptera, Cynipidae. Gene Ontology annotation, molecular function: ubiquitin-protein transferase activity; protein binding; zinc ion binding. Gene Ontology annotation, biological process: positive regulation of DNA-templated transcription. Gene Ontology annotation, cellular component: nucleoplasm; chromatin. The coding region runs from base 758 to 3565 and encodes 935 amino acids.
CCGUGUUCCACGAAAAAGUAGUUUAAAAAUUAAAAGGGUGUAAAAGACUAAAAAGCUAAUUUAACAAUGUACUUACAACGCGAAGAACGAGUCGCGUAAAAAUAAACUUGUUUCUAGCACAAGCACAGGUUAGGAUGCGUUUUUGCAAUCAAAGUUUCUAUCAACGAUAAAAAAUCCGAGCAGGCCACAAAAAAAGUCGAUUGCGAAGUAAAGUACCCCCCAUUCCCCGAAUUCAUUUCCAACCAACAUGGCGGAAGUGGAACAUACCUACAUAGAUGCAAACGAUAAAAAGUGCAAUCAAACUCGCUGCUAGGGAGUGUAACAUGUGAAAUUCUCUUAGACAAUGUCAAUUUGGAGUGUGUUAAUGACGCAAAUUUAUUUUUUUCGAGGAAGUAAUCUUGUCUCCGGGGAAUCGAUCGCGUUGCCGGAAGCACCGGAAUCGAACCAUCAACCAUUCUCGUGGUCUCGUUUGCCCUCUUUUAUCUCUCGUUUGAGCGACGGCGAAGUGUUUUGUCUUUUUUCUCGCCGAUGUUAUUGCGACACGCGUCCGCGCUUUUGGAAUUUGUAACUUUUUUCCGGUUGUGCUUCUGAACGAAAAAGCGAAGCGAAAAGAAUCAUUGUGCAGUGUUGAGAAGCCCUGUGCGAAAUAGUUAAAUAGUUCUAUAUAUACAUACAUAUAUAUUUAGGGAUAGAAUAUACGCGUUCCUGACGUCAAUACAGGUUACUGGGAACGAGUUUUGAGGAUUUUUAUCGCGUUAUGGCAUCGUCUACGGUGGCUGUUCCUUCGGGAACAUCAUCGGUUUCCCCACAAGGAUUCAGCCAAGGUUCUGAUAGUGUCGAUGGCGGAGAUAUUUUCACCGACAGAGGCAUCGGUUCCGUCGGCGGUUACACCAGUGGAAAACCUUCGGGAGCUUUGGAAGAAUUCUCUUGUGAAUCUGGGCAGCUUGAAGAUCAAAAAUGUCCAAUGUGUUCAAACAAAGUUUGCUCGCCUCGAGUACUUUCAUGUCUUCAUGUCUUUUGCGAAGUGUGUCUCGACAAAGUUCUAAUAGACGAGGCAGGAGACUCGAGAGUGGGAUCAGUUCUGAAAUGUCCUCUUUGUCAUCAAGAGACAUCCGUAGAUUCUAAAGGCGCAGCUUCCCUGCCCAGCGACUAUGUGCUCACCAAUAUCCUCGAUAUGACCGCGAUCGAGAACAUGUCCGUGCUUUGUACCUCGUGCAAGGCCUUGGAAAAUGCCGUGGCGCGCUGCUCAGAUUGCGCCAAUUUCUUGUGUCCAAAUUGCAAUACAGCACAUCAAUUUAUGCGAUGCUUCGAAAGCCACAAGGUUGUCUCCUUCGAAGAUUUAAAAAAAUCCAACAAAUUGAUCCCGAUUCACAAGCCCAUUUUCUGCGAAACCCAUCCUGCUGAGAACAUGAAGUUUUACUGCAUUUCGUGCCAGGAGCCAAUAUGUAACGAGUGUUUAUUGGUGGAGCACAAAUCGCCAGAUCACCAGUACGAGCGAAUCGUGGAUGCAGAGCCUCGUCAGAAAGAGGAGAUAGUGAAUUUGAUGAACGAGAGCAAAGCCCGAAUAGCAGAUUGCGAUCAGACAACGACACAACUAGGAAAUGCUCUCAGCGAGCUGCAAGCUCAACGUGAUCAGGCGAAGGACCUGAUCAUGGAAAGCUUUCAGAGCUACAAAGCAGUUCUAGAAAAGCUCCGGGACAAUGCUUUAGAAGAUCUUGAGACGCUUCAUUCCGAAAGGGAACUUGAAAUAAUGGAUACCUUCCAUAACGUGGAGAAGACGGUGGAAAAAAUAGAGAAUGCUUGCCGUUUCACCUCGAGACUUUUGGAACAUGGAGACGCUGUUGAGAUUUUAUCCCUUCGACGGAUUGUAGGCAAUCAGUUGUCAAGUUUGAUAAAGAACACGCCGAAGCCAAAUGUUUCGUUUUACAUCCAAUUCCAGACGGAUUAUGAUCAUUUUGAAAACACUGCCAAAGAUGCUUUCGGCUCGUUUCGAACGGAAAAUAUGGCUUCGAAGGCUUCGGAAAUCGCAGCAGCUCUGCAGGGAGCCCUGGCUCCGCAGAUGACUCACUCGUCGAUAGGAUGUCCCAGUUCCAUCAGCACGACUUCUCCAAUCUCUCUUCCCACCUCCAUGCAAUCGUCCUUUGAAGGUGAACCUUCCUUUACAAUCCCACCAUCGUCUAGUCCACAAAACGUUCCACCCCCACCUCCUCCUGUUACACUUUCCCCAGGUCCCAUCCACGGAUUGACCAGUAUCCAGGAGUACAAUCUUCAGCAACUGGCUAGUCUCGCCGAAAAAGUCGAAAUUGUAGGCGACACUGGAGUCGUCGGCUCAAGCUCAAAUCCAAGUCCCACUCCGUCCUUCAAUCUCGCCGAUCUCUUUGCUGGAGAUCAUGCUAUUAGCAAUCUCCAGGCCCUCGCGAAACUAGGAAACAAUCUUGGAAACCAGGAUGUGAAUAAUCCGACUUUGAAUGGUGGCAGCAACUUUAUAUUAGGGCGUGGACAGUCGCCUGGAAUGGUAGAAGCACCGAAUCUUGGGUCGCUGGCGGUCAAUGGAAUGUUGAACGGUGGAUAUCAGUCUUUGUCGGCUUCGACAUCACCUAUAAUGCAGCCUACUCCAGGAGAUGACCUUGGGGACUCAGUGCACAACAUGCCGGUCAUGAUGAGCAACUCUGUUGGCAGUAUGGCUGGGUCGGGGAGCGGAAACUUCACGCAUCCUCGUUCUGCAAAUGUCAAGGUCACGCCGAUGCAAAUCCGAUGCAAGUUUGGCCAGCUUGGCCCCAGCAAAGGCCAAUUCAAUUCGCCUCACGGUUUUUGCUUAGGAACUGAUGAAGACAUCAUUGUUGCUGAUACCAACAAUCACAGGAUCCAGAUCUUUGAAAAGUCAGGCAUCUUUAAAUUCCAGUUUGGAAUUCCGGGAAAAGAAGAGGGUCAGUUGUGGUAUCCAAGGAAAGUGGCUGUGAUGAGAAACAGCGGCAAGUUUGUUGUUUGCGACAGAGGCAAUGAGCGAUCGCGAAUGCAGAUCUUCACGAAAAAUGGUCAUUUCAUCAAGAAGAUUGCCAUUCGAUACAUCGACAUUGUGGCCGGUCUUGCUGUCACUAGUCAAGGACACAUUGUAGCUGUCGACAGUGUCUCGCCGACUGUGUUUGUCAUCAGCGAUGCUGGAGGUCUUUUGAGGUGGUUCGACUGCAGUGAUUACAUGAGAGAACCGAGUGAUAUUGCUAUCAGUGGAAAGGAAUACUUUGUGUGCGACUUUAAAGGCCAUUGUGUAGUGGUGUUUAAUGAAGACGGCCAGUUUCUACGACGCAUUGGCUGUGAGAAUAUAACUAAUUUCCCGAACGGAAUCGAUAUCAGCGACGCAGGAGACGUCCUCAUUGGCGAUUCGCACGGUAAUCGCUUCCACGUUGCAGUUUUCUCGAGAGAUGGCUCUUUGAUUUCGGAGUUUGAGUGUCCCUAUGUUAAGGUGUCCCGGUGUUGCGGCUUAAAAAUAACGUCCGAGGGCUACAUUGUGACAUUGGCAAAGAACAAUCACCAUGUUCUGGUCCUUAAUACCCUCUACAUAGUAUGAGGUGUAACCAGGCACGGCAUAACUUCAUCCCAAAAGUGAAUAUCCCGGAAUUGGUCUACUAUCAACGAAAGGUAAAAAAGGGUACGUCUAUGGCUGUAAGCCAUUUUACUUUUGGGCCUACCAAAGCAACAAAAAAAACGCGACAUUAACUUUUAACAGUCUUAUAAUGUGAUGCGUCCUUAUUUUAUGAAAGUAUAAAACGUCUAGAAAAAAGAAAGAGAGGAAAACUUCGACAUCCGACCAAAUGCUAUUUAAUAGCAAGUCUUGCAGCUCCCAUUGGAUAACCUGCGAUACUAAAUUAAUUUAUUUUUAUUUAAAAAAAAAACAAUUAUAAUUAAAUCGAAAGGUUGCGAGCUUGGUAGGGUCGAGAACGUUUACUUAGGAACCAUUUAUGUGGUUCGUUGUAAGAAAUUGCAAUUUACCCUGCAACAAUUUAAAUUUCUAUUAUCAGUAUUCUAGGUUCAUUCUUAAAUCAACAUCGUUUAUUAUCGAAACGCGCAUUGCUGAUUUUACCUUCACUUGGACGAUUCUCUAAAUCUUAAAAUCGACUUCGUACCAAAAGCGUCUUUUAUUCUGAAACUUCUUUAUUCUCAAAGGUUUUAUCGCUUGCCACAUUCCAAAAAAAAAAAAAAAAAAAAAAAACAUACAACUCUUGUUGCUGAUAGCAUCCUCUCAAUCCUUUAUCUCGAGGGAAAUAAGCAAAAGGGAUAUUGAAAAUCAAACGUUAGGAUUAAAAAUAAAAAGAGAGGAAAGAUCUAAAUGGAAAUUGUACUGUCGAGAAGAGACGUUUAAAGGUCACAAUAUUUACUCAGGAUGCUUUAUUAUGGUCCACCGUUUAAAAUACACUAUACAUGCGCGUAUGAAUUAUUCGUUCAUAGUGCUAUUACCCGUUUACCUUGUAAAUGUCUUUGUUAUGAAAUUAAACUGGUGCUCUCUCACAUUUCUACAAUGAGGAGAUCAACUGGGUUAUUAUAAAAAAAAAAAUUUGCAAAAAAAUAUAUUAUAUACACAUAUAUUAUAUAUACAUGCAUACACAUACUAACGGUAUCAUACAGAGUGUACUUUGUCUGUGUAAAAUAACGUUUGCUAAACGACUUCUAUUUAUGUAAAUAUUGACAUUUCGUAAAAAAGAAAAGAUCCGUAUGAAACAAAUAUUAGAAGAUACGCAUAUUUUGUAGGGUCGUUUACAUCAGUAGCCAUAAAAUACUUAUUUCAACUAAAAUUCGCAAUAUGCAAGCGACACGCAUGCUCGUCACUCGCGUCAGUUCGGUACACGAGUAUCUUCAUAUCUGCAUACAAUAGCGCAAAAAAAAAGAAAGAAAGAAAAAAAAAGAAAAUCUAACCAACACUCUCUUGCCAUACCAAACGCUAUUUUAGCACGUCGUACGUGUAUGUACAUUCAAAUUUAAAUAGCUUGAUCGGACUUAAUCGCAUACCGAGUCGGAUUAUUAAACACCUUUACGCAAAUCGACGAAUAUUAGUGUUGACUGCAAUGCUUUAAUUAGGCGAGGCAAUAAUUAAAAGAAAAGAAAGGGGAAAAAACUAUCGAUACAUAAGCAUAGAAAAUGGGACGCGAGAAAAUAGGCCAUGUGCCUCGGUACAUGACAAUUAGCGUUCUUGUCAAGCCUAUCUAUACUCCCAAGUUGACCAGUAAUCGUCUAAUAUCACUAGUGGUCUUAAUUUUACGUUCGAAAUGAAAAAAAAAUCUCGAAAUGAAAUCGAACCGACAAAAAUAAGGAAAAAAACAUUGAAAAAAAAGUACGGAAAAUUUUAGUAGAUGUGGUUAGCAGAGUUUUAUGAAUAAUGCCUGUGAUAAUAGAAUCGUCAUCAUAAGUUGUAUUCUUCGAGAGUCUCUGAUGUUGUUGCUAGUUAAAGAUAAUUAAAACUAUCUAAUUGAUCCAGUACAGGUGUUGCCUCUUGCAAAGUGUUUUUUGUCAGAUGCACAACGACCUGAAUACGCAUCGUCUUCGAAUGGCACACAAGUGGAAACAGUAUUUAAAAAAAAUAAUAUUAAAAACAAUUAUUAUUAAAAAAAAAAAAAAA